GGAGUGGUGUGGAAAGAAACAAAAAGGAGCACACGAGAGUAGAGAGUAGAGAGUAGGGUAAGAAAGAAGGAAAUGCAGCGGUGAACCAAUGAGGAGCCGAGAGUGAGUGCCACAAACGGAACAGAGCAAAACCCGUUUCCCGUCCCUCGCUCAUCGGUGGAACCCACAGAAGCGUACGGCCUGUCUCCCAAGGCUACGCCAUGUUAGUACGACACAUCUACCUUCUUCAAUGCCCUCUCGACAACGCAUCGUACCCUCCACUCACACUUCGACAACGCAUUCUAUUCCUAUCCUAUUAUUAGCCCUCCUUCCCUUUCUCUUUCUUCUUUUUUUCUCUCCACCUAGGGUUUCUUUCUUUCCUUCUUCACACAACCUCAACCUCAACCUCAAUCUCCAAUGGGACGAGGUAGGGUUCAGCUCAAGCGGAUCGAGAACAAAACCACCCAGCAAGUCACCUUCUCCAAACGCAGAUCCGGACUCCUCAAGAAAGCGCACGAAAUCUCUGUGCUAUGCGAUGCUCAACUCGCUCUUAUCAUCUUCUCCUCCAAAGGAAAACUUUUCCACUAUUCCUCCGAACGCAGCAUGGAAGACGUCCUGGAACGUUACGAGAGAUCUACACAUACUGAACUUGUUGGAGCUAACAAUGAAUUACAGGAGAAUUGGUCUUUCGAAUAUAUCAAGCUCACCCAUAAAGUUGAAGUCUUGGACAGAAACGUAAGGAAUUUCUUGGGAGAUGAUCUGGAUUCCUUGAGUAUGAAAGAGCUUCAGAAUUUGGAGCAGCAGCUUGACACAUCUCUAAAGCGCAUCCGAACAAGAAAGAACCAAGUUAUGAAUCAAUCCAUCUCAGAACUGCAUAAAAGGACAAAGGAAAUUCAAGAGCAAAACAGCAAGCUAUCAAAGAUGAAGGAGAAAGCCAAGACAGUGACUGAACGUCCACACAGCUGCCCUGAAACUCUAGGCCAAAAUCCAUCCACCCUUAACUUGUCUUCUCCACAGCAACUACCACCACAAAGACUGGUUCCUUCUCUAUCUUUAAGUGGGACAUUACAAGGAAGAGCUUCUUCGGUGGAAGAAACGGGUGACGUUCAAACAGUCCCAAGUAACACUUGUCUGAUCCCACCAUGGAUGCUGCAUAUCUAACACUAGGGUGACAUGUUUCUGCCAAGUAUGUGGCAUAUGAUUAAUGCUUAUAUAUAUCUGUUAGAAUAGCUAAUUAGCCGAGCUUAAUAUCUGCUCAAACUUGUUGCGUUCAUUUCGAAAUUAAUGGUAUUAAGCAGUUAUUUUCACAAA
This is a messenger RNA of Cajanus cajan (pigeon pea), 1290 nucleotides long. Its product is annotated as truncated transcription factor CAULIFLOWER A. Gene Ontology annotation, cellular component: nucleus. Gene Ontology annotation, molecular function: DNA-binding transcription factor activity; RNA polymerase II transcription regulatory region sequence-specific DNA binding; protein dimerization activity. NCBI's taxonomy places the organism in Eukaryota, Viridiplantae, Streptophyta, Magnoliopsida, Fabales, Fabaceae. The record is from RefSeq and is a predicted model, not a curated record. Gene Ontology annotation, biological process: positive regulation of transcription by RNA polymerase II.